Aphanomyces astaci is the source of this 2693-nucleotide messenger RNA. Its product is annotated as TKL/DRK protein kinase, variant 2. Bases 25 to 2340 code for a protein of 771 amino acids. Lineage: Eukaryota; Oomycota; Saprolegniomycetes; Saprolegniales; Verrucalvaceae. Gene Ontology annotation, molecular function: protein tyrosine kinase activity; ATP binding; actin binding. The transcript has 11 exons. The record is from RefSeq and is a predicted model, not a curated record. Gene Ontology annotation, biological process: protein phosphorylation.
UUUCGGCCCGCAUUACUUGCGAAGAUGCUGAGUUUCAGCGGCAUCCCGCCGCGGACCAGUUCGGGGAAGACUUCAGACGAGCAGCUCUUCCAUGCAGUAGAUGAAGCCCUCCAUGAAGUUCGCAGGCUCCACGGGUCCAUUUCGUGGGUGUUUGUCGGGUUUCCUGCAGCCACGGCGAAUGGACAUGACACCGCGCUCGCAGUGCUAAAGCAAGGUACUGGACCCGUGUCGGACGAGAGAAAUUGGCCGCAGGUGCUCUUCGAUUCCAGCUCGCUUUGCUACGGUCUAUGUCGCCUGGAGGCAGACGACGCCAGCCCCACGUCGCCGCGCACCCCGCGUACGCCAAAGACAUCGACAUCGAAUAUGUUCUCGUUCAACCUGACGCCGUAUGUCGUGUCGUUGUGCUGGAAGGGCAACACACUUCCAUUUGCAUUGCGAACCAAGCACACGGAGUACCACAAGAGAAUACAAGAGCAUCUGGCUGGCAUGGCCCACAUCCACCUCAAGAGUUCCGACGACCUCAGCGAUGAAAGCAUGAAGCUCCACUGCCCCUUCACGAAGCGACGUAGCGUCAGCAAACGCUAUGGACCGGCGGUCAAGUCGGUGGAAAUCUCCCCCGAAGUGCAGCAAGCGUACAGCGACAUCCGCAAGGACACCAUGCCGUUCAAUUGGAUGGUCACUGGUUUCGAACAGACGAUCGAGGACGAACCGACGAAGCUGAUUCUGCUGGAAACUGGCAUGGGCGGGUACAAUGCACUGAGCAGUCUAGGCGGCAUCAACUCGAUCAUUCAAUCAGGCGGAGGCGUCAAGUACAUCUACCUCCGCAUCGACGUGCCGCUGCAACAAGGUCCCGUGAGCAAGUACAUCCUAGUGACGUUCCAUCACAUGGCGGCGUCGCCGCCUCUCCGCGAAGACGACGACAGCAACCCCAUCACGUCGCCGUCGUCGUUCGCACCCGAGUCCAAAAUCGUGUCGGCCACCAACGCGUACUCGUUUGCGUCGGAAAUCUACAAGUUCUUUCCCCACCAUAUCCAUUUCUUUGCGUCGAGCACGGCCGACAUUUCCGAAGAUGUGGUCCGCGACCGCGUACGACGGUCCGUCGACUCGGACCGGCUCUUUCUUCGAGUGGUGUGCAUCUUGCCGACGGGGGAAGCGCAGCCGGCAAUCUGCAUCGAAACCCCUCGGGAAGCGACGCUGGACGAGCUAAAGCACACGAUCGAAGCGGUCGUGGGGCUGCCGACCCAUCGCCAGCGCCUCGUGUGGUUUCACGCCAAGGAUGACGGCGACAAGAACGUGUUUCACGAAAGCCAGAGCAUGUCGCAGGCCACGCCGCUCGUACUCAACGGGGCGCGGUUGCAGCAAGACAUUGGGCUCACCCACGGUGACAAGAUCCACAUGGACGACAUGAACUCGGGCCCGGAUUCGAUUUUGGCCAAGUUGGUUGAACAGUUGAAUGCUGGGUCGGAAGUGAUGAGUUUGCCCGCCGAGCGGCGCCACGAAGUCGAGUACAACGUGCAGGCGCGGGAGAAGGAGCUCAAGAGCCACAUGAGCGCGACCGCCGACUUGAUCGCGCAGUCAUCUGACCCGACCAACGUCAAGACCAAGGCACUUCAGGUGCACGCGGAGAAGCUGGGUAGCCAGCAGCGGUACCUGGACAUUCCGUACGAAAGCAUCCGACUGCUGGAAGGCAAGGAGAACGAACUCGGGUGCGGCAAGUGCGCCACCGUGUACCGGGGCAUGUGGAUUGUCGACCACAACAAAGUGGCCGAGGUGGCAGUAAAAGUGUUUCGAUAUGCGCGACUGACAGACAAGAUCAUGGAUGACUACACCCAGGAAGUGGCCAUGCUACGGCAGCUCAAACAUCCCAACAUCGUGCUCUUCAUCGGCGCGUGCAUCCAGCCCAAGCUCAUGAUCCUCACAGAGUACUGCGCGCGACGGAGUCUCUACUGUGUGAUCCACACCCACGCCAUGUUUGCAACCAUGCCGUGGAAGGUGUGCGACAGAGUUCUAACUUACGCUGUCUCAUACAUAUGCGGCGUGGUGUGUGUAGUACAAGGUCCGGAUGAUGCUGGACGCGGCGCGGGGCGUCGCCUACCUCCAUUCCGUGCGCAUCAUCCAUCGAGACAUCAAGUCGCACAACCUCCUCGUGGACGACGACUGGCGCGUCAAGGUAGCCGACUUUGGCAUCAGCAAAGUGCUAGAUGUGGACUCGCAAGCGUUUACACAGUGCGGCACGAGCGGCUGGGUGGCGCCAGAGGUACUGCUGGACGAAGACGUUGGGUACACGUUCAAGGCAGACAAUUGGAGGUGUGUACGAGUAUGCCACUGGCUUGUUACUAGUAUGUGACAGCGAUUGAUUAGCUUUGGGAUCGUGAUGUGGGAAAUGAUCGCUGGGACCGCUGAAAACCCGUUCUUGGGCAUGGCGCCCGUCAAGUUUUACAACCAAGCGUUGAAUGGUGUGCGACCGCUGAUCGCAGACGAUGUCGACCCUGCGUAUGCCUCGCUCGUUCGAGACUGCUGGCACAACGAAGCGGCACUCCGGCCGACGUUCUCCACGAUCGUGGCCAGACUUGAGAAGAUCCUCGUUGACCUAGGAAUGGACACGGGUCCGCCGCCGACGUUCAGUGGCGGCUAUCACUCGUCGUUAUCUUAACCUACUGCAAAAGCAUUUUUGGUCCAUUGGGUGUCCGGAU